Molecule: messenger RNA, 4409 nt
Organism: Exaiptasia diaphana
Lineage: Eukaryota; Metazoa; Cnidaria; Anthozoa; Actiniaria; Aiptasiidae
Product: serine/arginine repetitive matrix protein 1
Exons: 12
Coding region: 24-3911 (1295 amino acids)
Biological process (GO): regulation of mRNA splicing, via spliceosome; mRNA processing
Cellular component (GO): spliceosomal complex
Molecular function (GO): RNA binding
Source: RefSeq, a predicted model, not a curated record
UUGAGCGCAUUGAAGGAACUAACAUGGCGGAUGCGGGGUUCUUUAGGGGAACAAGUGCAGAACAGGAUAAUCGCUUUCGAGACAAGCAGAAAAAGCUACUAAAAUCCAUAAGAUUUGAGGAUGUCUUGGCACAGAAGGUCGAUAUGGAGAAAGUUAACUUGGAUGUCGUCAAACCAUGGGUCACGAAACGUAUUACAGAAAUUUUAGGUUUCGAGGACGAUGUUGUGUUGGAGUUUGUCGUAAAUAUGCUUGAAUCAGAAAAGAAUCCUGAUCCCAAACUAAUGCAGAUCAACCUAACUGGUUUUCUUCAAGCCAAGAAUGCUCGUAUUUUUAUGGGAGAGCUAUGGGAGCUUCUUGUCACUGCCCAGGAAAAUAUUGGUGGAAUACCACCACAGUUCCUGGAAAAGAAGAAAGAGGAGAUCAAACAGAGGAAGCUUGAGCAAGACAGAAUUCAAGCCAACCUAAAAAAACAGGGGGAGUCCCUACAAGCUGAAGCAGACAGCACAGGCCUGGAAGAAACGCAGAAUGGAGGAAACCCAGACGACCCUGAUUUACCCGAGGAAGUGCGCAAAGCAAGACAAGCAGCAUCAAAACUUGCAGAAAGCAUGGGUCGCUGUUCAAGAGACAACAAGGGUGAACCCAACACGCCUAGAAAUGACACUAAUUCAGACACCACUGAUACUGAUGCCAGUGAAAAUGAAAGAUCCAGGAAAAGAAAGAAGCGUAAAUGGAGUAAAUCGAGCUCUGAGGAAAGAACAAGAAGCUCCUCCGUCCCAAAAAUUAAACGAAAUCGCUUAAUACGCACACCAGAAAUGAGUUCUGACAAUCAAGUGCCAAAGAGUGAACCAAGGAAAAUCAAACUUGGCUCCAGUAGUGACAGCAUGAAGAGAAAAGAAGAAAGAGCAAAGCGCUUUGGAGAUAUGCUUGAACCACGACCAAAAAAGUCAAGGUUUUCUUCUAGUAGUUAUCAUUGCAUUGCCACUAGACCAGUAGACAGAGAGAAACCAGGAUGGUUUGAAACACACCAAGGAUAUGCACGAGUUGUUCAGCAAACACGUAAUAAAAUAGUUCUAGUAGGGGAUUCAAUGGUUAAAGGGCUUGCACGAUAUCCAAGGGUAUGGAGAAAUUACUUUGCAAGUCUAGGAGCCCUGAACUUUGGUAUUGGGGGUGAUCGUACUCAGCAUGUGUUGUGGAGGCUGCAAAAUGGAGAGUUAGAAUUUAAUCCUGACAUAGUUGUCAUUCAUGUCGGCACUAACAAUGUCAAUCAAGACCCUGCAGAUGAUAUAGUACAAGGAAUUCUUGCCAUUGUGGAUUACAUCACUAGUAAAACACCAAGCACUAAGAUUAUAGUCACUGGAUUGUUACCCAGAGAUGAAUUUCCAUCAUUUAGACGUAAGAAAAUAGAUGAAGUCAAUGCUAACCUAGAGGAGACAAUAGACUUCACUGAAAAUGCCAAAUAUGGCCAUGUGUACUUCCUAAAGCCUGAGUGUGACUGGGUUCUGGAGGGAGGAAUGAUUGACGAGUCUCUAUACCAUACAGACUUUCUGCAUUUGAUUGAAGCUGGCGACGAAAAGUUUGCCAAAGCCAUUGCUGGGCUUAUCAGGGAAGUGCAGCAAGGUGGCGUCAGGAAAAGUGAUAUGCCUGCAUCAAAGUCCAGAAAAGAUAAAGAUGAUCGAGAUUACAAGAGCAAAAGAAGGUCAAGGUCACAAUCCAAAUCUCCUCGUCGUGGGAGCAGAUCUCGAUCCAAGUCUGGCUCCAGAUCAUCAUCAUCAUCUCGUUCAAGAUCCAGAAGUAGAAGCCCAAGACGAAGACGAUCCCGUUCAUACUCAUCACGUCGACGAUCACCUUACAGACCAUCGUAUGGAAGGCCAGCAAGACGUAAUUCUCCACCGUCAAGAUGGAGGUCACCUAGACGACGGAGAUCUCCUGAACGAAGGUCUCGCUCCAUGUCUCCUAGACGACGGCCUCAACCAUCACGGUCACCGCGAAAGAAGGCUACCCCCCCGCGGUCUUCAUCUUCUCGAUCACGUUCUAGAAGUGCAAGCUCAGCUCAUUCAAAAUCGAAGUCAAGAUCACCAAGCCCUGAAAAAACUGAUGAAAAACCUCCUGAAAAACCCAAAGAAAAGACAACUAAUUCCCCGUCCCCACCCCCCUCACACCAUCGCUCGGAGUUCAAGAAAGAGAAAGGUCAAGACUCACCAGUACGACAGCCAUCGUUAUCGCCUUCUCCUAAACCAGAAGACAAACUAAAACAGAAGUCACCGCCAUUACCGAAGUCAUCGAAGACUACAAGUCGGAGAUACCGACAAAGAGCAUCGUCUGAGUCCGAGUCUGGUUCGUCACCUGAAAGGGAGAAGAAACGUUCAGUGUCUCCAAGACGUAGGGAGUCUUCUCCACGGACUAGAAAACGUGAUGAUUCGUCUAGAGAUCGCCGUAGGAGUGCUAGCCCUCGAGAUCGUAGAAGACGAUAUUCUCCACCAAGACAGCGAAGGGACUAUCCCCGAUACUCACCACGCCGUAGAAGGUAUUCCCGAUCACCAUCACCUAGACGACGCAGACGUAACGAUAGUCCACCACGACGCCGGCCUUCCAGAAGAAAUUCCCCUUCUCCAUCGCCUCCCAGAAACAGAAGGAGGGUCGAUUCAUCGCCUAGACGACGAGAUAAAAGAAGACGAGAUUCAGUAUCUCCAUCUCCACCUAGAAGAAGACGCCCAUCACCGCCAAGACGACGAAGAUCACCGUCGAAGAGUGAAUCGCGCUCGCCUUCUCCUCGACGCAGACCAAGACAAAGAGAAUCUCGUAACAUUAAACGGGAAGAGUCCUCUAGUGCAUCGCCACCCAGAAGAAAGUCUGCUGGUCCAGUACCCAAGAAACGCCCUCAGAAGAAAGAAGACAGCUCAGAAAGUGAUGCUUCGCCAGCCAGGAAAAAACACGUUCAAUCGCCGCCACGACGAAAAACUAGAAAAGAGUCCGAAAGUUCCUCUCCAGAACGUCCUCCACCUAAAAAGACUGCGCAGAAGAAACAACGCAGUAGAUCAGUGUCUUCACCAGAAACCCGUCGCGGUCCUCCAAGAUCAGGUGGAAGAGGACGCAGAGAUAGUCGAUCAUCAAAAUCGCCAGCUCGUUCUCCGCCACGAAGUAGUAAACGACCACGAAGAAGAUCGGCGUCAUCGUCGUCUGAAGGAAGCCCUGUCAGACAAGCCCCACAAAAGCGCGAGAAACCAAAGCAAAGACGAUCAAGAUCGAAAUCAAGAACGCCUCCUGCAAGAAAACAACGAACACAGCGUCACUCCAGCUCAUCGUCAUCUCCAGAUAAACGAACCAAAUCCGAUCAACUUAAAAAACGAGACUCUACUCAGCUAACAAAACAACUUGACAAAUCACACUCAAAACGAGAAUCUCUCUCACCAAGACCCUUUUCAACUCAUAAGGACAAAAGAAAGGCUUCAGAACGACGCUCACCGUCGUCUGACCGCGGUAGCGUUUCUCCUCCAAGACGAAAAAGAUCCCCAAGUGUCGAGAAAGAAUCACAAGUGAAGAAAUCUGCUGAGAGGAAUUCCUCUGAUGAAGAAGAGAAAGGACCAGUGAAGAAGCGAAGCGUCUCUCCGGUCAAGGAACCCUCAGGAGAUAGUGACGCUGGUAAAGAUGAAAAACCCAAAAAGAAAAAGAAACAUAAAAAACACAAGAAACAUGGAGAGAAGAAACACAAACGCAAAGACAAACACAAGCACAAGAAACAGAAGACUAAAGACAGAUCCCCUGAGAAUUCAGAAAGCGAAGACGAACAUCAAGGGGAAGAAGGCAAACAAGAUGAUGAUGGAGACGAUCUGGAAAAGCAGCUACGACAAAAAGCCCUUCUUUCAAUGGCUAAACGUAAGCAGUCCAGUCAAGACUCCAAUGACGAGGAUUAAGAAGAUUGAGAAUCCUGUGUAUAUCCACCAAAAGCCCUCAAUCUUGCCUGGAAAAAGCUUUGUUCGCGAAAAAGCGCAAAGAAAGGCUGAUAUAUCCGCUAAAUUUCGAGCUCAUUUCGUGAAAAUCCUUAUGUAUAUUUUACUUACUCGGAGCAUAUAAGGUUCUGCUGUGUUUUUUAAUAUAUAGAAAACGAAAAUGCAUACGUGUAAGGACCAUAUGGUUAGCUCUCCAAAAACCCGUGAAAUAAUACCACUAAAGACACGCAAGUAUGUUUCACGGUUUAUGGAGAUAUCUCAAUAGACAGCUGUACGUGAACAAUAGAAGAGAAAGCGGUUUGUAUUUGUUCCACAGAUUUAAUUAAGCACACGAUAAUGUUCUUAGAACAUGUACUUGACUCUUUCCUAGUGAAAUUUUGAUUUAUUAUUUUACCCCAGACAUUAACUUUAUGAAUUUUCAAUAACUUGUAACGAGAAAUAAAUUGUGAAUUGACUUUAAAA